AUGUGGGUGAACCCCGAGGAGGUGCUGCUGGCCAACGCGCUGUGGAUCACCGAGAGGGCCAACCCCUACUUCAUCCUGCAGCGGAGGAAGGGGCAUGCGGGCGAUGGAGGCGGCGGCGGCGGGCUGGCUGGCCUCCUGGUGGGUACCCUUGAUGUCGUGUUGGACUCCAGUGCCCGGGUGGCUCCCUACCGAAUCCUGUACCAGACCCCAGACUCCUUGGUCUAUUGGACCAUUGCCUGUGGUGGUUCUAGGAAGGAAAUCACUGAACACUGGGAAUGGCUAGAGCAGAAUCUGCUGCAGACACUGUCCAUCUUUGAAAAUGAGAAUGACAUCACCACUUUUGUGAGAGGAAAAAUACAGGGCAUCAUUGCAGAGUAUAACAAAAUCAAUGAUGUGAAGGAAGACGAUGACACCGAGAAGUUUAAAGAGGCCAUUGUGAAAUUCCACAGGCUGUUUGGGAUGCCCGAGGAAGAGAAACUUGUCAACUACUACUCCUGCAGCUACUGGAAGGGGAAGGUCCCCCGUCAGGGUUGGAUGUACCUCAGUAUUAACCACCUUUGCUUUUAUUCUUUUCUUAUGGGAAGAGAAGCCAAGCUGGUGAUCCGGUGGGUGGACAUCACUCAGCUGGAGAAGCGCGCCACGCUGUUCCUGCCCGACGUGAUCAAAGUGAGCACACGGUCCAGCGAGCACUUCUUCUCCGUGUUUCUCAACAUCAACGAGACCUUCAAGCUAAUGGUGCAGCUCGCCAACAUCGCCAUGAGGCAGCUCUUGGACAACGAGGGAUUCGAACAGGAUCAAUCCCUGCCCAAGCUGAAAAAGAAAUCUCCUAAAAAAGUGUCUGCUCUAAAACGCGAUCUUGACGCCAGGGCCAAGAGUGAGAGGUACCGUGCGCUUUUCCGGCUGCCCAAAGAUGAGAAGUUAGAUGGCCACACAGACUGCACCCUCUGGACCCCAUUUAACAAAAUGCACAUUUUGGGGCAAAUGUUUGUGUCCACAAAUUACAUCUGCUUUACCAGCAAGGAGGAAAACUUGUGUAGCCUCAUUAUCCCGCUGCGGGAGGUGACAAUUGUAGAAAAGGCGGACAGCUCCAGCGUCCUCCCCAGUCCUCUGUCCAUCAGCACUAGGAACAGGAUGACCUUCCUGUUUGCCAACCUGAAAGACAGAGACUUUCUGGUGCAGAGGAUCUCUGAUUUCCUGCAGCAGACGACCUCCAGAAUAUACUCGGACAAGGAGUUUGCAGGGAGCUACAACAGUUCGGACGAUGAGGUGUACUCUCGGCCCAGCAGCCUCGUUUCCUCCAGCCCCCAGAAAAACUCGAGCUCGGACUCUGAGGGAGAGCGCCAGUUCAACCUAAAUGGCAACAGCGUCCCCACGGCCACACAGACCCUGAUGACCAUGUAUCGGCGGCGGUCUCCUGAGGAAUUCAAUCCAAAAUUGGCCAAGGAGUUUUUGAAAGAGCAAGCCUGGAAGAUUCACUUUGCCGAGUAUGGGCAAGGCAUCUGCAUGUACCGCACAGAGAAAACCCGGGAGCUGGUGCUGAAGGGCAUCCCAGAGAGCAUGCGGGGCGAGCUCUGGCUGCUGCUCUCAGGUGCCAUCAACGAGAAGGCCACGCACCCUGGGUACUAUGAAGACCUCGUGGAGAAGUCCAUGGGGAAGUACAAUCUCGCCACGGAGGAGAUCGAGAGAGACUUGCACCGCUCCCUCCCAGAGCACCCAGCCUUCCAGAAUGAGAUGGGCAUUGCGGCUCUGAGGAGAGUCUUAACGGCUUAUGCUUUCCGAAACCCUAACAUAGGGUACUGCCAGGCCAUGAACAUCGUCACCUCGGUGCUGCUGCUUUAUGCCAAAGAAGAGGAGGCUUUCUGGCUCCUGGUGGCUCUGUGUGAGCGCAUGCUUCCCGACUACUACAACACCAGAGUUGUUGGUGCGCUGGUGGACCAGGGCGUCUUCGAGGAGCUGGCGCGAGACUACGUCCCCCAGCUCUACGACUGCAUGCAGGACCUGGGCGUGAUCUCCACCAUCUCCCUGUCCUGGUUCCUCACCCUGUUCCUCAGUGUGAUGCCCUUUGAGAGCGCGGUGGUGGUGGUAGACUGUUUCUUCUACGAAGGAAUCAAGGUGAUAUUCCAGCUGGCCCUGGCUGUGCUGGAUGCCAAUGUGGACAAACUGUUGAACUGUAAGGACGACGGGGAGGCCAUGACCGUUCUGGGAAGGUACUUGGACAGUGUGACCAAUAAAGACAGCACCCUGCCUCCCAUUCCUCACCUCCACUCCCUGCUUAGUGAUGAUGUGGAGCCUUACCCCGAGGUGGACAUCUUCAGACUCAUCCGAACUUCCUACGAGAAAUUUGGAACGAUCCGGGCAGACUUGAUUGAGCAGAUGAGAUUCAAACAGAGACUGAAAGUGAUCCAGACGCUGGAGGACACCACCAAACGGAAUGUGGUGCGAACCAUUGUGACCGAAACAUCCUUUACCAUCGAUGAACUAGAAGAACUUUAUGCUCUUUUCAAGGCAGAACAUCUCACCAGCUGCUACUGGGGCGGGAGCAGCAACGCGCUGGACCGGCACGACCCCAGCCUGCCUUACCUGGAACAGUACCGCAUUGACUUCGAGCAGUUCAAGGGGAUGUUUGCUCUCCUCUUUCCCUGGGCCUGUGGAGCUCACUCCGACGUGCUGGCCUCCCGCCUGUUCCAGUUACUAGACGAAAACGGAGACUCUCUGAUUAACUUCCGAGAGUUCGUCUCUGGGCUAAGUGCUGCCUGCCAUGGGGACCUCACAGAGAAACUCAAACUCCUGUACAAAAUGCAUGUCUUGCCUGAGCCGUCCUCUGAUCAACAAGAGCCAGAUUCUGCUUUUGAAGCAACUCAGUAUUUCUUUGAAGAUAUCACCCCAGAAUGCACACAUGUGGUUGGCUUGGAUAGCAGAAGCAAGCACAGCGCAGAUGAUGGCUUCGUUACUGUGAGUCUGAAGCCAGACAGAGGGAAGAGGGCAAAUUCUCAAGAAAACCGUAUUUAUCUGAGGCUCUGGACUACAGAAAAUAAGUCAAAAUCAAAGAAUGCAAAGGACUUACCCAAAUUGAAUCAGGGGCAGUUCAUCGAGCUGUGCAAGACGAUGUACAACAUGUUCAGCGAGGACCCCAACGAGCAGGAGCUGUACCAUGCCACGGCGGCCGUGACCAGCCUCCUGCUGGAGAUCGGGGAGGUGGGCAAGCUCUUCAUCGCCCAGCCGGCGGCCAAGGAGGCGGGCAGUGGGGCCAGCGCCCAGGGCAUCCUGGGUGUGCCCUUCUCCAGGAAAGGGCCCCCCGGCCAGCCUUACGGGAUGGAGCCCCCGGAGGCCCACCCGGCCAGCCUGGCGGGCGACAGCGAGGAGCACUCCCUGGGAGGGCAGAUGGAGGACAUCAAGCUGGAGGACUCCUCGCCCCGGGACAACGGGGCCUCCUCCGCCAUGCUCAUCUCCGACGACGACACCAAGGACGACAGCUCCAUGUCCUCGUACUCGGUGCUGAGCGCCGGCUCCCAUGAGGAGGACAAACUGCACUGCGAGGACAUCGGGGAGGACACGGUGCUGGUGCGCAGCGGCCAGGGCACCGCAGCGCUGCCUGGCAGCACCUGCCUGGACCGCGACUGGGCCAUCACCUUCGAGCAGUUCCUGGCCUCCCUCCUCACGGAGCCCGCCCUGGUGCGGUACUUUGACAAGCCCGUGUGCAUGAUGGCCAGGAUCACCAGCGCGAAGAACAUCAGGAUGAUGGGCAAGGCGCUCCCUUCGGCCAGUGACUACGAGAUCUCGGCCUUGUCUGGCUGA
Molecule: messenger RNA, 3795 nt
Organism: Pipistrellus nathusii (Nathusius's pipistrelle)
Lineage: Eukaryota; Metazoa; Chordata; Mammalia; Chiroptera; Vespertilionidae
Source: the annotation of a GenBank genome assembly